This is a messenger RNA of Pelobates fuscus (common spadefoot toad), 4372 nucleotides long. RefSeq names its product solute carrier family 6 member 1 (gene SLC6A1). Gene Ontology annotation, biological process: neurotransmitter transport; sodium ion transmembrane transport. The coding region runs from base 376 to 2175 and encodes 599 amino acids. The transcript has 15 exons. NCBI's taxonomy places the organism in Eukaryota, Metazoa, Chordata, Amphibia, Anura, Pelobatidae. The record is from RefSeq and is a predicted model, not a curated record. Gene Ontology annotation, molecular function: gamma-aminobutyric acid:sodium:chloride symporter activity. Gene Ontology annotation, cellular component: cell surface; axon; plasma membrane.
GGUCUUUUCAAUUAUUCCUGGGAGCUUGCAAGAGUAACAAAUGACACAGACAGAGGUGUGUCUUAACGUUGAUGUGGAGGGAGAGUCUGUGAGCUGAACUGGGGCUGUGCAGAGCUGGUUUGGUGCUGAGAACAGCUGAAUUGCUACUACAGUGUACAAAUGAUCAAAAAAAUGAGCAUAGUACAAGGAGGCUUGUCGAUGUCAGAUGUACAUCUCUUCAUAUAAUCCAGUUUGGUCAUUAUCCACUCCUAAAAUUUUCAAAACAUCUUCGUCCCCCUAGUGAAGUAAGACAGAGCCGCGAAACUGCUAUCCACGUGGACUGGUGCUGAAAUUUCCCGUCUGGCUACCAGGCACAGCCACUCCAAACCAAGAGACAUGGCAACUAAUGGAACCAAAGUGGCCGAUGGACAUAUUUCGACAGAACUUAGUGAGGCCCCCAUCACCAAUGAUAAACCUAAAACCUUAGUGGUUAAAGUGCAGAAGAAGAGACCUGUAGACACAGAACGAGACACAUGGAAGGGAAGAUUUGACUUCCUCAUGUCAUGUGUGGGUUAUGCUAUUGGACUGGGGAAUGUCUGGAGAUUCCCAUACCUGUGUGGGAAGAAUGGAGGAGGGGCCUUUCUGAUUCCUUAUUUUCUAACGCUAAUUUUUGCUGGAAUGCCCCUGUUUCUUUUGGAAUGUUCACUGGGUCAAUACACAUCGAUUGGAGGCCUAGGUGUUUGGAGACUUGCUCCCAUGUUUAAAGGUGUGGGUCUUGCAGCUGCUGUUUUGUCUUUCUGGCUGAAUAUCUACUACAUUGUCAUUAUUUCAUGGGCUAUAUAUUACCUGUACAAUUCAUUCACAACCUCUCUGCCUUGGAAACACUGUGAUAAUUACUGGAAUACUGAACGCUGCUUCUCGAAUUACAGUCUUGCAAACACAACAAACAUGACCAGCGCAGUGGUGGAAUUUUGGGAACGCAACAUGCACCAAAUGACAGAUGGGUUGGAGAAACCAGGCCACAUCCGAUGGCCUUUGGCAAUUACUCUGGCCAUCGCAUGGGUCCUUGUAUAUUUCUGCAUCUGGAAAGGAGUUGGUUGGACUGGAAAGGUUGUAUACUUUUCGGCUACUUAUCCCUACAUAAUGUUGGUCAUACUCUUCUUCCGUGGGGUGACCUUGCCUGGAGCGGUUGAUGGAAUUUUAUUCUAUAUAACCCCAGAUUUCAGCAAGCUUUCUGAUUCCGAGGUCUGGUUGGAUGCUGCCACUCAAAUAUUUUUUUCAUAUGGAUUAGGUCUCGGGUCUUUGAUUGCCCUGGGGAGUUACAACCCUUUCCACAAUAAUGUUUACAGGGAUUCAAUUAUUGUUUGUGGCAUAAAUUCGGGCACAAGCAUGUUUGCAGGCUUCGUUAUUUUCUCCAUUGUUGGAUUUAUGGCUCAUGUCACUAAAAGACCAAUAGCACAAGUUGCUGCUUCAGGUCCUGGAUUAGCAUUUUUGGCAUAUCCUGAAGCAGUAACGCAGCUGCCGAUAUCACCCCUAUGGGCAAUUCUCUUCUUCUCCAUGUUACUGAUGCUUGGAAUUGAUAGUCAGUUCUGUACUGUGGAAGGGUUUAUCACAGCCCUUGUGGAUGAAUUUCCCAAAGUGUUACGUACUCGAAGAGAAAUAUUCAUCGCAAUUGUGUGUGUGGUAUCCUAUCUGAUUGGACUUUCUAAUAUAACGCAGGGAGGGAUCUAUGUCUUCAAGCUCUUUGACUACUAUUCAGCCAGUGGGAUGAGUCUUCUUUUCCUCGUAUUCUUUGAGUGUAUCUCUAUCUCCUGGUGUUACGGAGUCAACAAGUUUUAUGACAAUAUUGAGGAAAUGGUCGGCUACAGACCUUGCCUAUGGUGGAAACUCUGCUGGUCUUUUUUCACACCUAUUGUUGUUGCUGGUGUAUUUAUCUUUAGUGCUGUCCAAAUGACUCCACUUACAAUGGGAAGUUAUGUUUUCCCAUCUUGGGGACAAGGUGUUGGCUGGUUCAUGGCUCUAUCUUCGAUGCUGCUGAUUCCCGGGUACAUGGUUUAUUUGUUCCUAUCCCUGAAAGGUUCCUUAAAACAGCGUCUCCAAGCCAUGAUUCAGCCAAGUGACGAAGGUACUUACUCGGAAAAUGGACCAGAACAACUGUCGCAGAGUAACUCAGCAAGCAAAGAGGCUUAUAUAUAAAAUACUGUGUUCAAAUGAUUCUUUCAAUACAAAAAGGUUGACAUGACCACAAAUUUACACCUGGAAAAAAGAAUUUACCUACCUCCAGUGGCAAAAAGGGAUACAACUUCACCAGUAGAGCACAAGGAAAUCAACUAGGUUAUUGUAUUACUGUUUUGUGGGAUACCGUGAUCAAAUGGUUUGUGUAUUCAGGCAAUUUAGACUGUUAAUGUUUUUCAAAGAGAUUUACAUUUAUACACAGAAUACACAAUUUUUAAACAUAUAUACUUGGGAUGAAGACCUGAGAUUUUGUGCAGCAGAUUUUAAUUACUAAUAUAUUCCGAACAGGCAGCUCCAAAAACUUUGAAGAAUAACUUUCAAAGGAAAAAAAGCAAACAAAUAAACAAAUAAUGUAUCUUUUUUAACCAGUAUUUUUAAAUGUUGGAUGAAAACGAACAGAACAAAAACAUUAAAACACAUAUAGAUUUACAUUGCUACCAGAAACUGCAGUAUUUUUAUUUUACUUAAUUUCAGUAAUAUUAACAUUUGGAUUCAUUCUCAUAGAUAUAGCUUAAAUAGGUGAUGGGCUAGUUUUUUUGUUUUAUUUUAUUAUUUUUUAAUCAAGAAAUAGAAGCACAAAUAAUUUCAGGAAAUGUUUAAGUGGACCAAAUAAAUUCAGUGUAUAUUGUAACAGAAAAAAAGUUGAAUAAAAAACAAAAAAACAACAAAAACACACACACUAAUGGACACCAGCUUAGUUUAUAAAUGAAACACAAUUGCACAAAAUGAUACUAAAUAAAAUGCAUUAACAAAGUCAUGCUAUGCCUGUCUGACUGUGUACAAUAAGGGAGAGGAGACAUUCACUUUUUUUUUUUUUUUUUUUGUAUAAUAAGGGCAUUCUGAUUCACUUGCUUAUUAGCAUUCUAUUCUCUAGAUUAUAUCCCCCUUAAAGCACAUGAUUGUUAUACCCAUUUGGGUGAUGAUAAUAUUAAAAAAUGCAGGGGAUUUCUAGAUUGUUAGGGACCUCUAUGCCACAAGCCACUCCUGAUUCUACUGCACCUUUUAAAUGGACAAUAUUUCAUAUUUUUUAUCACGGUUUAGGCAAAAAGAAAAAUGUGUAGGUAUUUCAUCUGCAUUUUGACAUUUAUUGCUUUGCAGUGACAGGCAAAAUGACAGGACUUGAGGACAAUGCUGUGUUAGUAUGUUAUACUGUGACCAGAUUGCACAAAAGGCAAUCAACUACACCUCGUGCACUCCCCAACAUUAAAUAGCACAUGUUACUUAUAGCUUGUAUGUGAUACAGUGUUAACUGUGAAUGUUAGUUUUAUUUGUUAUUUUUGUCCAAAGAGUAAAAAAAAAAUACAAAAAAUAUAUGUAUAAGAUGUUGUUGCAAUAAGUAAUAUUCUCACAAUGUCAAGCACAUUAUAAUAGAAAAUAUAUACAGAUAUUUUAAUGACUUUGUAUAACAGUAUCGUUUAGUAUAUCCUGACCUGUCUUUUAUUAUAUGUAACAUAUUCCAAUAUAAUAUUUUAAACGUCUAUAGCUGCAUUUUAUGGAAAGUCAGGAAAAAUGUCUUGUAAGUUUAUUUUGUAUAUUUCAUAAUGUCUAACUUCAUUAUGUUUGUAGAUAUCAUUCUGUACCUUAGAUAAACAAUUUCUGAGUUUCUAAUAAUUGUUUCACGUAUGUAUUUACGUCCAAUGUUGUUCUAAAAAAAACAAAAAAACCUGAAAAAAAAAGUAUUGUGUGAUUGUACCCAAAUUCUACAUGGCCAUUUGGUGCGCAUUAUAUAAACCUUCUAUACAAAUAUCUUAUAUACUUUAGCAAGAUUGUGUUGUAGAAACAACUGUGUUUCAAUUGUGAAUAGAUGUAUCCUUUUUGUAGUAUUUGCCCUAAGAAAAAUCUGUUAUAUUAUGAUCAAAUAAGCUUACUUGCAAUAAGAGUUUAUCGUCAAGACAAAAAAUAAAAUCUAUCUCUAUAUAAAAUAUAUGUAACAUAUGCAUAGUCUAAAUAUAUAUAUAUAUACAGAGCCUGAUUAAAAAAAAAUAGAAAAACAUUAUUCUUCAAAAUUAGUAACUUGCGAUCUGUUCUAUGGACCAAAUGUAAUAUAUUUAUAAGAUGCAUUUUAAAUGUCUGUAAAUGGUGUCAGACUGUACCUUAAGCACGAUUGUUAUGUACGCUUAAAAAUGUAGAAAUAAAAUAAAGGAUAUAUUACACAGUA